Molecule: messenger RNA, 654 nt
Organism: Acaulospora colombiana
Lineage: Eukaryota; Fungi; Glomeromycota; Glomeromycetes; Diversisporales; Acaulosporaceae
Source: the annotation of a GenBank genome assembly
AUGAAAACCAUUCCUUCUCCUUAUACGUAUCUAAAGUCGGUGAAUAUUUGCACAUACAAUUCCGACAUUACAUUCAUACCAAAGAUAUCCAUUAGCGCCGCAGACUUUGCGAUCGAAACCUACUUCGCGAUCCGAUUGUUCUUGAUACUCAGAAAAGUGAAUAAAGAUGCAGUGCAAAUCGAAUCUUCCGUAGAUGGAAAGUUAAAGCUUGCCGCAUUUACAUCAAUCAUGCGCUGGAAUUUCAUCCGUUUACUUGUAGCCUUUGGACAGAAUGUGACCGGGUUAAUCGUCUCAACUGUGAACCACACUGUUCUCGUUAAUUACGACGAAGCUACGGUCCAGCUCUUCUUCCAAAGCUUUUUCUUUGUGCUCAUGUCCUAUGCCGUAACCGUUGAUGCCGAAACUGUUGACAAAUAUCAACCUGAUCAAAACGGGCCGAUUUAUUUAGAUUUCCAGGAACAUGGCUUUUCCACGCGAAAAAAUUCUAUUUCCAGUAUUGAAAAUUAUAAAGUCAAUAAUGCGCCCACGAAGAGAUUUUCACUCUUCGAGUGGACUAAUCUGGUUCUGAGCUCUUAUCGCGAAAAGGCUAAACAAAAAGAACUGGGGGAAAUUGUUGAAGGAUCCUCCGAUUUAAAUCUCGAGGAAACAUCAUAA